This is a messenger RNA of Helicoverpa zea (corn earworm), 846 nucleotides long. RefSeq lists its product as uncharacterized. The transcript has 5 exons. The record is from RefSeq and is a predicted model, not a curated record. Lineage: Eukaryota; Metazoa; Arthropoda; Insecta; Lepidoptera; Noctuidae. Gene Ontology annotation, molecular function: arylformamidase activity. The coding region runs from base 1 to 846 and encodes 281 amino acids.
AUGAAACAAAACAUAUUUUUAACAACAUUUUUGCUCCAAAUGACCCGCGUGUUAUAUUGCAAAGAGGACAUAGACAAAAUUGAUGUUGUGGAUAUGACCAAGCCGACUACUUGGAGAGACUUGGCCAUGUAUUAUGGUGCUAUGGAAAAGCAUUGGAAAGUGUGCAUCAACUGCGGAGCACCAGAUCUGGGUACAGGCAUACACCUGGAACAUUCUGGAAGUACGGGAUCCAUGCACCCGGCCGUUAUACCCUCGGAGUACUUGUUGAGUCGAUUAUCAAUAGUCGACGUGAGCACAUUGACUACCCUCAACCCAUCAGUAGUUCUAACCCUCGACGUGGCGUUACAAUGGGCAGCAUUGAAGCACGAUCCUAAGGAACCCACGUUACUACUCUUUAGAUUCGGCUGGACGGAUGAAGAUAAUAAUCAGGUCAAUGUUAAUGCCUGUGUGUGUAAGGUGCCUGGUCUUAGCUACGAACUUGCAGAAUGGAUUGCAGCGAAUUUGAGCCAUGUGGUAGGGGUCGCCACAGACACGCCAACCUUCGAGUCGGAGCAGACCAGAGAAUUCGCUAGUAGAACUGUCUCCAAUGUGCUGGGUAGAAGUGGAAUAUACAUGAUUGAGAAUGUCCAUUUUAGAAGGAAGAUGCCUGAACAAGGCUGCAUGGCUCUAGCAAUGCCUCUAAAGCUCUUGAACGCAGCUUACGUACCAACCCGGCUCACAGCUUUCUGCCCAUCAUCGAAGACUGACCUUCACGUGGUAAUGGCUUUGCGACAAGAAGUCCAAGCGCAGACGCGGCUACCCAACAGUAGAGUUUACGAUGUCAAUUUAGAUGAGAUAUUGAGUUAG